Ornithodoros turicata is the source of this 1553-nucleotide messenger RNA. RefSeq lists its product as uncharacterized. The transcript has a single exon. The record is from RefSeq and is a predicted model, not a curated record. Bases 131 to 1540 code for a protein of 469 amino acids. Lineage: Eukaryota; Metazoa; Arthropoda; Arachnida; Ixodida; Argasidae.
UUUCGCAGGUGCCUCUAGAUCGUAGACCACAAUACUAAAUCGCGUUAUUGGCGCAAAUUAAUGUGUUAAUUUUGGCGAUAAGUUAGUGGAAAACGAAGCGAAAGCGUUUCUCGCAUAAAAUCGGCAACAAAUGCCCAACCUGAAAAAGCGGCUAGUUCAAAAACACGUAACAGGAGGUGAGAAACCGAAAGUGACAACCUGCGAGGACGACACCGCCACAGCACAGACCAUGGAGCCGAAACCGGACGUCCAAUGUGAGGAGUGUAGUCGGUGGGUGUUCAUAGACGAAACCCCUUUCGAUAAUCUGGAUACAGCAGGCAAGUCACCUUUCAAAUGCAAAAUCUGCGAGAAGAUGGACACGAUAAAAAGAUCGCUAGAAGAGAAGUUAGACGCGGAAAAGAAAGUGCUUAAAGAGAUGGUAGAAGAAGAAAAGCAAGCCCGACGUAAGGCAGAAGCUCAGCUUGCACUAUUACAGGACGACCACGAUAAACUGAAGAUAGAAGUUACGCAGGCAAUCGAAAGGAUGCAUGCGGAAAUGAAAACACUCGCAGCAACAUGGAAACCCCCGAGGCUCGAUAAUGUAGAGACUGUGCCAGUGCACACAGAAGCAGGUUUAACACAAGCAAACUUAGAAGACACCACAACAGCAGGAUGGCACAAGGAGAGUCUCACCCCUCAUAACAAAAUGAACGCGGACCAACAAUCAACAGAGACAGCCGGUAACACACAAGGGCACACCAGAAAGCAGUACACAGGAACUGACCUCGAAGACGAUGAUGAUCCAGCAACAAUUGCUGCACACGAAGAGGGCUGGACAGUUGUAACUAACUCGAAAAAAAAAUCUCAGAUGAACAAAGCGAAAAAAGUACUGGUUAUCGGCGACUCUAACAUCCGCCGGAUCAAGGCACCAAUUCUGGACGCCCUUCAAUGGGAUCCAAAUAUAACUGUGAAGGCACUUCCCGGGGCUAAAGCAAAGGCUGUACUCGACAGUUUGGCUGACAACGAGCAUACAGAAGAGUCACUUGUCAUUGUUCACAUUGGCCUGAACGACCUGCUCAAUGGAGCCACCCCACAAGAGACAGCGGAGAUCAUCACUGCUGGAAUCUCAAAAAUGCUGGAGAAAAAUCCACUCGCACAGUAUGGGGUAUGUUCAGUGCCGAUGGUACAAACCGAGGAGCCCAGCACAAGGGGCAAUAUUAGGGAACUCAACUUCCUACUGAAAGAGACAUGCGAGAAAAUGGGCUCAAGGGCACAAUUCUUCAACACCUUCUGGGUCGCACGGCGAUUAGAAGCAAAAGCAAUAAGUGGAGUACACUUCACAGAGGCCGGUGGAAGAGCUGUGGGUCAACUGCUGGCCGAGAAGAUUGCCUCUUUUUUGGGCAUAAAGGCCGUGAAGAACCACAAUACAGCACCACCUUGGGGAAGAUCGUGGAUGCCAAGGGAGAGAGCAACGAGCCCAGACAUGGCCCAGCUGCUCUCCCAGAUGCUGUGGCAACUGACAGAGCAGAGGCCACAGAAGAGAUGGGGCAGAUCCUACUAAAAGCCCAGAACAG